Metopolophium dirhodum (rose-grain aphid) is the source of this 1546-nucleotide messenger RNA. Its product is annotated as protein odd-skipped-like. The transcript is spliced from 3 exons. Gene Ontology annotation, molecular function: DNA-binding transcription factor activity, RNA polymerase II-specific; RNA polymerase II transcription regulatory region sequence-specific DNA binding. Lineage: Eukaryota; Metazoa; Arthropoda; Insecta; Hemiptera; Aphididae. Gene Ontology annotation, cellular component: nucleus. Gene Ontology annotation, biological process: embryo development; regulation of transcription by RNA polymerase II. Bases 599 to 1264 code for a protein of 221 amino acids. The record is from RefSeq and is a predicted model, not a curated record.
UAUAUAUUAUAUUAAGCACGUCUCGUCGCGCCCUGACAAUAUAAUAUAAAAACCCGCCGCAUAUGUAUAGGGAUGAUUUUUAUUAUUAUUUCCCUUUUACAUGUGUGUGUGUAUAUAUAUAAUAUAUAUUGUCCUGAUCGUAAGUACGCUACACCGCCCCACGCUCGGGGUAUAUAUAGGCGUGCGGGGACCGACAGAGAUUUCACGGAUCUUAACGCCGCCGCCGCCGCCGACGUUCGCGACCAAUGGGCGCCGCGUCCGCAAGAACCCACCCUCGCCGCCUCCACUGAUUUCAACCCUUAUCGGCUGCAGCGGUGGCGGUGGCCCACGGCGGCGCAAUCGUCAGUCACCCGACAACGGACCACCGCUCACCAUCGACCGUCGACAAUCGCAUCCCCUAGCUGCCAACCGCACAAUAUAUCCAUCGACGUUCUGCACCAUAAUAUAAUAUAAUUAUUUUAUAUUAUACGUUCACUGUCAACAAUCGUUUGGAAAAUUACAUAUAAUAUACUUAUACAGACGCCGGCCGAGUAUUGUGUAGUAACACAACAUACAAAAUCCGGACCAAGGAAACCAAGACGGACAUACAAUCGUCACCAUGAUGGCCACAGGGGAAUCGAUGAAGUUCGCCGCCGCCCGAUUCGGCGGUGCGGGAGGUCUGCUCGACUGCAACUUCCCGUCGCUGUACGUGGACGCGGUCUGGGCGAGAUUCCGGCGACAUCCUGGCGCGUUUGCCGGUGGCCAGAUAGAGGGCUACGCCCGGGCCGUGGCCCUGUCCAGGAACGUCCAGAAGCAGAUGGCCGCAGUGACGGCAACCACGCCGGGCGGCAAGCCCAAGAAACGGUACAUCUGCACGUACUGCGACCGGGAGUUUAGCAAGUCGUACAACCUGCUCAUACACGUCAGGACCCACACUGACGAGCGUCCGUACCCCUGUGACGUGUGCGGCAAAGCGUUCCGCAGACAGGACCACCUCAGGGAUCACAAAUACGUACACAUGAAGGACAAACCGUUCUCUUGCGAAUCCUGCGGCAAAGGCUUCUGUCAAAUGCGCACGUUAGUCAGCCACCGGAAGAACGCGCAAUGUCAAUGGUACCAAUACCAACGGCACCAGGCGAUAGCCACGCAGAUCUCCUCCGCCGGGACCACCGGAACUGCUGCCACCGCCGCAGUGGCCGCCGUGGCGUCCCCCGACACAGUCCGAAACGGAAGUCUCACCGAUUUCAGUAUCAAAACUCUGCUGGGAAUCGGCGACGACCAUUAACAUAGUAGGUACCUGAACGUCCUGAACACUUAAUACCGACUAAAAUACAUAGUUGGUUUUCAAUAAAAUUUAUCGCAGUUUUUCAUACGGUGAAUUAAUGUACAAAAAUAACGUAAAUACAAGACAUUAUAGAAUAUUGUAUUAUUACUACUAGCUAUUAAUUAUUAUUGUAUUGUUAUUAUUAUUAUUAUUAUUAUGUUAUUAUUAUGUAUAUUGUAUAUAUAGUAUAAUUAAUGUAUUGUUUAGUUUUUUACGAAUAAAUCGUUCAAUAUUAUUACACAA